Molecule: messenger RNA, 3087 nt
Organism: Pocillopora verrucosa
Lineage: Eukaryota; Metazoa; Cnidaria; Anthozoa; Scleractinia; Pocilloporidae
Source: RefSeq, a predicted model, not a curated record
AUGGAUUUAGCUAAGGUGCUGGUAUUGAUACUUCUUGGAGUCAAUUUGCUACUGUCGAGAGCAGAUCGCUUCAGUACAGAUGGAGGUGUUAUAAAUUCUACAGAACUUUAUUUAUCUGUAGCAAUGGUACUAACAAUGGAACAAGUACACAAGCUUCCAGUUCAGCUAGAUACUGGUCUCUAUCACAAUAAGGUUACCUUCGGCUUCUCUCCAAAUCAAAGCCUUGGCAAAACCAAAACAGUUCUUUUCAAACCUUCUUUAAUAGCUCAGUACAUAAGAUUGCAUCCCACAAACUGCUCCAACACUUGUGCUCUCAGAUUUGAGCUUUAUGGGUGUAAUUUGACCACAGGCUUGCCUGGUCAGCCAUCCUCACUCUCUACAAAGUCUGUGUCAUCAACCAAAAUUGUAAUCUCAUGGAGUGCUCCUACGGAUGAAGGGGAUGGAAUAACAGGGUACUCUGUUAAGUGGCAGGCUGCUGGAGAAUCCAAAAUUUACCAAAAAGAAGUUACAGGGAGCAGAACUGUGACACUGGAUAAGCUAACACCCUACACAUUGUAUGAAAUCCAUGUGAGAGCAGAAAGUCUUAAUGGGGAUGGCCUUUGGUCAGGUCCACUGAAAGUGAGAACAAAUGAGUCAACUCCCACUGCUGCUCCAGGAAACUUUAAAGUCAGUUCUAGUUCCUCUCUUUCAUUGGACAUAUCUUGGGAUGCCAUUCCUAAAAAAGAACAGAAUGGAGAGCUGUUGGGUUACUAUAUUUACUACAAGGUGAAUGGAUCUGCAGUAGAGUAUAACAAGACUGUUGGACCGCAAGAACUUUCAGAUAAACUUACAGAACUUGAGUUUACAACCUAUGUUGUUCGAAUGGCUGGGUACACUGUUGCUGGUGUUGGUUUGUCUACCAAAGCUGUGAGCAUACAGCCAAAUGAAGGAGCUCCUACAGCUCCUAGGAAUUUCAAAUUGACUGUUGAGUCAUCCACAGCGAUUAAAGCGUCGUGGAGUGCGCCCUUGAAGUUUAAUGGUGUCUUCAAACGUUAUGUGGUGAGGUAUGGUUUAUCAAAAGAUGGAAUGAAUACACAGGUGUACCCCACAAACACAGAGUACUUACUGACCCCACUGGAUGAGUUCUCUAUUUACUAUGUUCAAGUCCAUGCUGAAACGGCUGUUUCUGGGCCUGCCUCCAGUAUUCUUUCGGAAAAGACAAAAGAAGAUGCUCCCAGUUCCGCUCCAGUCAUUAACAAACAAGAGACAAAGGCCGAGGAUGCGCACACCAUAAGAGUCAAAUGGAAUGAAAUUAAAAAAGAGGAUCAAAACGGCCUCAUAUUGGGAUAUGAGGUUUCAUACAAAGAAACAGGAACAGAAAAAGUGUUAAGUUUUAAUGCAACAAAUACAAACACAAUAAUCACGCGCUUGAAGCCAUUUACGUCAUACUGCAUUCAAGUUCGAGGGUUUACAAGUGUAGGAAAGUCACCACUGAGCCCUUGCUCAGAUGUCAAGACAUUGGAUAAAGGUCCAAGCCAUCCGCUCAAUGUUAAAGUUCAGGCCGUUUCUUCUGUUUCAAUUAUUGUAACGUGGGAGGAACCAGCUCACCCUAAUGGAGUCAUAGGAGAGUAUAUAAUAUUGUAUGGAACCAGCAAGGACGUACAAAGUUAUGAGCAAAAAGUGACUGGAAGCACGCGUAAACGUAUUAUAGACGGCUUGAACAAAUAUACCACUUAUUAUGUGAAAGUCAGGGGUCUUACAUCGGAACCGGGAAAUGCUUCUGAAGUAUUCAAUGUCACAACUUUCGAAGAUAGUCCUGGACCGCCAAAGGAGUUUAGGGCUCAGGUUGUAACAGCUACUGAUGUUCAUCUUACGUGGAAGGAGCCUGAUAAUUCUAAUGGAAUUGUAAGGUUCUAUUACAUAAAGAUCUACAAUACUAAAACCGGCUCACAGGUCGGAAACGUACACAACCAGAGCGCUGACGAGGAGUCAGACAUGCAGCAACACAGAAGGCUGAUACGAGGUCUCAAGUAUUAUACAGACUACACGUUCACAAUCCAGGCCGUUACAAUUAAACCUGGGGAAAUGGCUAACGCCACAGCAAGAACAGAGGAAGGAGUCCCAAGUCAGCCUAGAGAUGUCACUGCGAAACUUGACAAAGAUGAAAUUUCUGUCACAUGGAAAGAUCCCCAGGACCACAAUGGAAUUAUCACCAAGUACUCGGUAUACUUUGAGGGUAAAAGAGCAUAUAACACUUCAUUUCGACACAACCACGAAAUAGUUUUAGACAAAACCUCUCGGAGCACUGAGAUACGAGUGGAAAAUUUGAAGCCUGGUACAAAAUAUAGUGUUUAUGUGAAAGCAAAAACAGCCAAAGGAUAUGGAACCGCAAGUGAUCCUGUGGAGCUGGACACACCAUCAAAACGUCCUCCUGCUCCCAAACUCCCCCAAGUUGUCGAAGUUGACGUCACAACAAAAACAAUUACGAUCUCUUUAUCACCAUCCGAUGACACUAACGGAGAGAUCAUUCGGCAUGAGAUCAUUGUAGAAUUGCUCGGAGCAGCCAGAGCUCGUCGUGAAACAUCCGCCCUCCCGGAGUACAUAUACGGCUUUAAGGAAGCGCAAACAAAUGGCGAUCGUUUCUACAUUGCGGCCGUGUUUGAAAGACGAAAACUGCCUGUGGAGUUCGUUAUUGGAAAUGGGAAGACAUACGGCGGGUAUGAGAAUGCUCCUCUUAAGCCAGGGACGCGUUACAAGGUGUAUGUAAGAGGAGUCACAGAACGUAACGGGAAAUGGCUUGUAGGAGAAGCAACUGCAAUCAGCCUGCCGGAAACUGGUUUGCACUUUGGUUAUGUCUUUUGUUUCGGUUCAUUGGUCUUUUUCUUUGCAUAGAUAUUGGGUGGUACAAUGUCUAUGUCUGUAGCGGAAAUGCACCCAAUUCAGCGUUUUUCCCGGAAUGUCUCUUUUUGACGCUCACUGUUUCGUAUUAUGGUGCCCAUACCGAUCACCACACCCAUUCUAGAUUCCUUCCAAACCUAGCCUUGAACCACCCAGAAGCAAUCAGAUGACAAAGCAGAAAUUGUUGCUACAUAUUUUGUAGACGAGUUG